This is a messenger RNA of Mauremys reevesii (Reeves's turtle), 709 nucleotides long. Its product is annotated as gastrula zinc finger protein XlCGF49.1-like. The annotation marks the transcript as partial. The transcript has 2 exons. NCBI's taxonomy places the organism in Eukaryota, Metazoa, Chordata, Testudines, Geoemydidae. The record is from RefSeq and is a predicted model, not a curated record.
GAGACGCCCUACACGUGCUCUGAGUGUGGGAAAAGCUUCAGUUAUUGCUCUGCCCUUAUCACACAUCAGAGAAUCCACACGGGAGAGAAGCCCUACACAUGCUGUGAGUGCGGGAAAAGCUUUAGUCAGCGCUCAAACCUUAUCACACAUUGUAGAAUCCACACAGGGGAGACGCCCUACACAUGCUCUAAGUGCGGGAAAAGCUUUAGUCAGCGCUCAAACCUUAUCACACAUUGUAGAAUCCACACAGGGGAGACGCCCUACACAUGCUCUAAGUGCGGGAAAAGCUUCAGUCUGCGCUCAAACCUUAUCACACAUCAGAGAAUCCACACGGGAGAGAAGCCCUACACAUGCUCUGAGUGUGGGAAAAGCUUUAGUCAGCGCUCUGCCCUUAUCACACAUCAGAGAAUCCACACGGGAGAGAAGCCCUACACAUGCUCUGAGUGUGGGAAAAGCUUCAGUCACCGCUCUGCCCUUAUCACACAUCAGAGAAUCCACACGGGAGAGAAGCCCUACACGUGCUUAGUGUGGGAAAAGCUUCAGUGAUCGCUCUGCCCUUAUCACACAUCAGAGAAUCCACAUGGGAGAGACUCUCUACAGUCACGUGUACUGAGUGCGGGGAAAGUUUCGGGUGGAGCUCUCACCUUAUCAGACAUCAGAGAAUCCACACAGGGGAGAUGCCCUACACGUGCUCUGAGUGCGGGAAAAG